Molecule: messenger RNA, 607 nt
Organism: Telopea speciosissima
Lineage: Eukaryota; Viridiplantae; Streptophyta; Magnoliopsida; Proteales; Proteaceae
Product: cysteine-rich PDZ-binding protein
Exons: 4
Coding region: 115-405 (96 amino acids)
Biological process (GO): cytoplasmic microtubule organization
Molecular function (GO): microtubule binding
Source: RefSeq, a predicted model, not a curated record
UUUGAAUUUACUUGUUCUUUGGUUUUCUAAAUCACACAGCGGACGAAUUGCGAUCGAAACGAGAGCGAGCAGACAGAAACGAGCUUCUGGUUUUUCUCUUGCAAGCAAAAGAUAAUGGUGUGCGAGAAGUGUGAGAAGAAGUUAUCGAAGGUUAUCGUUCCGGACAAGUGGAAAGAAGGGGCUAGUAACACCAACGAGGGUGGUGGUCGUAAGAUCAACGAAAACAAGCUUCUCUCAAAGAAGAACAGGUGGACUCCUUACGGAACAGUCAAGUGCAUCAUUUGCAAGCAACAGGUGCACCAGGAUGCCAAAUACUGUCACACAUGUGCUUACACAAAAGGAGUAUGUGCAAUGUGUGGUAAGCAAGUACUUGACACCAAGCUUUACAAGCAAAGCAAUGUUUGAUGCAAACCAGAUAUGGCGUCGUCCCUCUGCUGAAGUAUUGCCCUACUGUCCCUUGGCUUUGUAAAUUGCCAUAACCUAAAUCUUCCCACAUUUUCUAACAAACAGUGUUCUCAAUUAGUAAGAGUGGGAGUAGUUCCUCUAAUACAUUCUCUUGGGUGUAAAGAAAUGCUUUUGAGUUUUAGAUUUCUCUUGCUUCUGUAUG